Pelobates fuscus (common spadefoot toad) is the source of this 2108-nucleotide messenger RNA. RefSeq names its product zinc finger protein ZFP2-like. NCBI's taxonomy places the organism in Eukaryota, Metazoa, Chordata, Amphibia, Anura, Pelobatidae. The record is from RefSeq and is a predicted model, not a curated record. Gene Ontology annotation, molecular function: RNA polymerase II transcription regulatory region sequence-specific DNA binding; DNA-binding transcription factor activity, RNA polymerase II-specific. The coding region runs from base 123 to 2108 and encodes 661 amino acids. Gene Ontology annotation, biological process: urogenital system development; regulation of transcription by RNA polymerase II; embryo development. Gene Ontology annotation, cellular component: nucleus. The transcript is spliced from 6 exons.
CAGGAAGCUGUCGGCUGGUGGUGAUUCUUUUGGAACGCAAACUCGGUCCGCGCUAGUUUUCACUUCCGGUCUGGUUCCAGGACCAGAACCCAUUGUCAGAUCAUUGUAGUUACCCUGUGCUGAUGAACAUGGACUGGACUCGGAUUGAUGAGAAGAUCUUGGGUCUCACUUUGGAGAUCAUCUCUCUGCUCACUGGAGAGGAUCAGGUGGUUGCAAAAACGUUUUGUGAGUGUGUUGAUCACAACCGUCCUCACCAUGUAACAGAAGGAUCCUAUAAAACAGAGCGCCUCAGUGCAGUGAUUCCACGUUCCUCGCUGAUACAUGAGAGAGGGAAUGACAAGAAGAUCCUGGAACUGACCAAGAAGAUCAUCCACAUGCUAACUGGAGAGGUUCCUAUAAGGUGUGAGGAUGUCACUGUCUAUUUCUCCAUGGAGGAGUGGGAGUAUCUAGAAGGACACAAGGAUCUCUACAAGGACGUAAUGAAGGAGGAUCACCAGACCCUCAGCUCACUGGAUAAACCUUUAUCAGGUGAAUAUCAUACUCCAGAUUGUGUUCCUGAGUUUGGAAACAAUGAGAAAAGUGUAGCUAAACCUAAAGAUGGACCGCCCUAUCUGCGAACUAGCAAAGUAAGACAAAGACUGAAAAAUAAUACACCGUACAUGUGGGAAGAGUCUCCACCGUGUAUAGAGGCAAAUCACAGAGACAUGGACAUUUACAAAGAGACAGAAUAUCCAUCUACUGAUAUUAAGAAGGAAUCGGCAUUACAUGAAGAAGGGAAUCUCACAGGGUUUGACAUCCAUGCAUGCACAGAUAAUACACAGACAGAAUAUUCAUCUAUUCUUAUUAAGGAGGAAUCAGCCUCGUAUGAAGAAGGGAAUCGCCCCCCAGGAGUCGAUAUUUAUAAAUCCAGUCACAAUUCUACUCUUGCAGAUAAUGAAGAUAAUAGAGCUUGUUCAAACAUACAUUCUAUCAAUCCUUGUAUUGAAUUAAAUACACCAUAUCAUAUUGAUGGUAAUGCUACUCAGAGCAAAGACAACAUAGAGGAAAUAUUCCCGAUUUCUGAUUGUCCACAAGGCUUCAGUAGUGACACGCAGGAUGUUAAGCAUCAGCCAACUCCUACAGGUAAAUACUUAUUAUCCACGUCAGACCCUGUUAUACAUGAGAUGAAUUACAAAGGAGAAAAUCAGAUUUCAUCUUCUGAAUCUGGGUCAGAUUUUAUUCAGGUGUCAAAUCUUGUCAAGCAGGAAAUGGAUUGGACUGAACAUAAACCAUAUAUAUGCUCUGAAUGUGGGAAAGAUUUUACCCAGGCUGCAGAGCUUGCGUCACAUAAAAUGGUUCAUAAUAAGGCAGGACCAUACAAAUGUACUGAAUGUUCAAAGAGUUUUAAAAAAAAGCAUCAACUUGUUAAUCAUCAGAAGAUUCACAAAGGGGAAAAGCCAUUUAAAUGCUCUGAAUGUGGGAAAUGUUUUAUUUGGAAAUACAAGAUGAAUUCACAUAAAUUGAUUCAUUUAGGCAAGAAACCAUUUAAGUGUAAUGAAUGUGGCAAGUGUUUUACCCAAAAGCGUAAUCUUAUUGGUCAUCAAAUGAUUCACAGUGAAGAAAAUCCUUUUAAAUGCUCUGAAUGUGGGAAAUGUUUUACCCGGUCUACACUGCUCGCGUCACAUAAAAUCGUUCAUAAUAAGGAAAAACCUUACAAAUGUACUGAAUGUUCGAAGAGUUUUAGAAAAAAGAAAGAUCUUGUUCAACAUCAGAAACUUCACACAGCAGGAAAGCCAAUUAAAUGCACUGAAUGUGGGAAAGGUUUUGUUUCAAAUUCACAGAUGAGUUCACAUAAACGGAUCCAUACAGGCGAGAAACCAUUUAAGUGUAAUGAAUGUGGCAAGUGUUUUACCCUAAAGAGUACUCUUAAUCUUCAUCAAAUGGUUCACAGUGAAGAAAAGCCAUUUAAAUGCUCUGAAUGUGGGAAGUGUUUUACAAAAAAGUGUUAUCUUAUUAGUCAUCAAAUGGUUCACACAGGAGAAAAGCCUUUUAAAUGCGGUGAAUGUGGGAAAGGUUUUAACUGGGCCUCAGGUUUUAGCAAACAUAAAAGAACUCAUUACAUGAACUGA